Colletotrichum abscissum is the source of this 471-nucleotide messenger RNA. RefSeq lists its product as uncharacterized. The record is from RefSeq and is a predicted model, not a curated record. The transcript has 3 exons. NCBI's taxonomy places the organism in Eukaryota, Fungi, Ascomycota, Sordariomycetes, Glomerellales, Glomerellaceae. Bases 1 to 471 code for a protein of 156 amino acids.
AUGACCAGCCAAGACGAAGCCAGACCGCCGUUCCCGCCCUUCACCGAGGAAACCGCGAGGAUCAAGGUGAAGGCGGCCCAGGAUGGAUGGAACUCCAAAAACCCCGCAAAAGUGAAGAUGGCUUACACGCCCGACUCCAUCUGGCGCAACAGAGACACUUUUCUCCAGGGUCGAGAUGAGAUUGAGCAAUGGCUCACCAAGAAGUGGGAGAAGGAGAAUGGCUACCGACUGCGCAAGGAGUUGUUCGCCUUCACCGAGAACAAGAUUGCCGUCCAAUUCUGGUAUGAGUGGCAUGAUGAGUCGGGACAAUGGUGGCGGACGUAUGGUCUCGAGGAUUGGACCUUUGCUGAGAACGGGCUUAUGCGCAAGAGACAGAUGAGCGGGAACGAUGUCAAAAUUGAAGACACAGAGAGGUGGUUCCGGGAUGGCGUUGAUGUGAAUACCGUUGAUAUCUCGGAGAGGCACUGGUAA